Molecule: messenger RNA, 1682 nt
Organism: Ooceraea biroi (clonal raider ant)
Lineage: Eukaryota; Metazoa; Arthropoda; Insecta; Hymenoptera; Formicidae
Gene: eIF1
Product: eukaryotic translation initiation factor eIF1
Biological process (GO): translational initiation
Molecular function (GO): translation initiation factor activity
Source: RefSeq, a predicted model, not a curated record
UGUCACGCCAAUCACGCUUUCCUAUGGUCCCUGACAUCACCUUGGCGUCGACCAAUCGUGCAUCGCGGAGCGCGCUUAGGUCGUUUCGGGAACGCGCCAAUCGCGCGCAACCCCACCCAUCGCGCCGUGACAAAUGCAACUUUUACUUCCGGUUGCGUACACGGCCAUCACGCUUGGUCUCGUUGGUCUCUCCCUCGCAGUGUCCUCGCUCCGUUCAAGUGUCGGUCGCCGCAUCAUUCUACGCGCUGUCCUACGACCGCCACCUGCGCUCCGCAGUUCUAUAUCAUCCGACGGAUCUCUUUUGUUUGUCGUAUGUCCAUCCAGAAUCUCAACACAUUCGACCCCUUUGCAGAUGCAAUCAAGGGUUCAGACGAUGACGUCCAGGACGGCCUCGUGCAUAUAAGGAUCCAACAGCGGAAUGGUCGCAAGACCUUAACAACGGUGCAGGGACUCUCCUCGGAAUAUGACUUGAAGAAAAUCGUGAGAGCAUGUAAAAAGGAGUUUGCCUGCAAUGGGACAGUAAUAGAACACCCGGAGUACGGGGAGGUACUGCAAUUGCAGGGGGACCAGCGAGAGAAUAUAUGUCAGUGGUUGACGAAGUCAGGUCUAGCAAAACCUGACCAGCUGAAGGUCCAUGGUUUUUAAUCGACCAACAGCAACAACAACAAUCAUCCAUGCCACAAUCUACAACAGCUCGGCCCGUCAUCAGUGCUUCGUUAUCUUCUGAAAUUAAAUCUGUAUAUCAGUCGCUAAACUCCUCGUGGGACAUCCCGAUUAUACUCUACAACGUCUGCAUAUAAAUAUAUAUAUAUAAAUAUAUAUAUAUAUAUACACCUAUAUAUACACACAACACGCGCGCGCAUAUAUAUUUCAAUAAUAAAAAAAAGAAAGAAGACAAACGUAACCGAGAGGGGAGUAAACAAUAGAGGAUUAAAAACGAUUAAAAGCGGAAGGAAGGGGAGGAGAUAUAGUGAAUGAAGGGAGGAUAUAGGCGAACCGGCGUAUAGGCAAUAUAUCUACUGUAAUCAGAAUCUUCUUGAGAUAAAAGCAAUACGUCACACGUAAGCCUUAUGUUAGGUGAUAGCGGCCGCUGAGGUAGGGAGCCUCUUGCUCCAUAUUAACGGGCAAGGGCGCACUUGGUACUGAUAAUCAUCAUCAUCAUCGAGGAGGAGGAGGAGGAGGAGGCAUAAAUGAACGAACGGUAAUUAGCAGCGCCGGAUGGAUGUUCGUUCUUGCGUUAGGUAGUAUGUACCUGGGUGCGAUAGACGUGUUCCGAGAAGGCAGCAAAGCGUAACCGUAGGUUCACGGAUUGAUUCGAUUCUCUCUCCUUCUCGUGUCCACAAACACUGUAUAUCCGUCUUCUCUAUUUUGUAGCAAAAAGAAACAAUGAACUUUUUUUAUGUUUAUAUCGAAAAUGAGGAAAAUCAUUUUGCGUUCGAUUGUUUUCGAUUACUUUUCACGUGACGAUUUGUUGAAUAUUUCGAUUCGAGUGUUUUAGAGAAGAGAUUCCGCAUUCGCCCCCGUGCCUCGUCUCCGCUCUUUUUCUUUUUUUUGCUUUUUCCCCCUCUUCCCUUUUUUUUAAAGACAGUAAUUGCUAAUCGACGAAUUGUUUUGAGAUAAUAAUAAUGAGAGUUAAUGAAAAUGUGGCUGUUCUAUCUAGAUAAAUAAAUACGUAAAAUGAA